This is a messenger RNA of Helicoverpa armigera (cotton bollworm), 2558 nucleotides long. RefSeq lists its product as uncharacterized. Gene Ontology annotation, cellular component: extracellular matrix. The coding region runs from base 197 to 1015 and encodes 272 amino acids. The record is from RefSeq and is a predicted model, not a curated record. NCBI's taxonomy places the organism in Eukaryota, Metazoa, Arthropoda, Insecta, Lepidoptera, Noctuidae. The transcript is spliced from 3 exons.
AUGCGCAUGAGUCGUUGAUUGUGGUCAUUCAGCAUUCUGCGCCCGCGCUAGCCGCUCGCGUGCUAAACCACUCGAUUUUAGAACAAUCGAUCGUGAUUAAUAUCGAUAAGUUUGAAAUGUGGAAUAACUUAUUAUACUUAACUUUUAAGUGAUUGUGGUUUGUGUUUCUAAUUUAGGUAGUCUUAUUGGAGUUAAUAUGUUGCGAUACUUGGUACCCCUCCUAUUCGUCUUGUCAUCAGUAACAUCCCGGAGAGAAUGGAUGUCACAAUAUCGACCGAAAUACACAAAAGGGCAAAUAGCAUCCGAGUCGCAAUUGAAAUUCGCACUCGAGAACAAGUAUGACGAUACAGGACCGGGAGCUAAGCAGCCUGAAUACGCCUACCAUACAUACAAAACCUUAGAAGACGCACUAAUUGCAUACUUAGAUGACCCAGACACUAAGCUCCCAGAACAUGAAAGAAUGAAAGCUAUCAAUAAACUAACCAAAGCCCAGAACUACGCCACUCCAGCAUCAGUAGGCAAGCUAUUCCACAAGAACAGCCACUUCAAUGACUUCACGAAACCACAGUUCCGACCUGUGAGUCAUGAAACAGAUCCAUAUAACUUACAUGCGAACAAAAUUUAUUUUCCUGAAGAAAGUAUACUUAAUACGAAAUUACCCAAAGGGGCAGCUGAUGGCAAUAUUUUGAAUUAUCAAGCUGAGAAGGUGGAGCCGUUCGGGUUCCAUAAGCUACACACGGUGAAAGGCAGUCCUUUGAGCUUGGCACAUUACACCAGGGACAAUAAUAAACCUGAGAAGAAGCAAGAAAUAUUUGAUGCUCAUCCUAAGUACACAUUUUCGUAUGGAGUACAUGACAAGACCACAGGCGACUCGAAGACUGUUCAGGAGAGCCGCGACGGUGGCAGCGUGCGAGGGUACUACAGCUUCCUAGACUCUGACGGCAAGACACGCUCCGUCUACUACACGGCCGAUGACCGGCUAGGGUUCCGCGCCAAUGUGCAGAAGACCGAUUAGAAUAGUUUAAUUAGCUAGCUUUAAUUGUAUGAUGGUAAGAGAGGAUUUGCCAGUCUAAGGCCCGAGGUUACUGUAAACGCCAGUUUUCUUAAAACAUCAGUUAACUCAAAGUUAAGCUUAAAAAUGCGUAGUAGUUUCAAGAAAACUGACGUUUAUUUUAUUCUAGAACUUGGGUUUUGGAGUUGUAGAAAUUUUUCAGUAGUCAUACAGACUCCAAAGUUGCCUUAAACCUCGUAAAAAUGGUAAACUUUUGUUUUUAAAAAACAGUUCCACCAAUAUGUUGCAGAGUUGCUCGCAAAUUGUCGGCCGAUGCAACAUUCUCGUUGCUCAUCAACAAUGUUGAUCAACUGUUGCUAUACAAUUGUUUACCAUUAAUACCUGGCGUAUAUUGAUGUAGUCACCACAUUUGUUCAGUUUUCUCUUGUAUCCUGCUCCUUUGUUAUGAAAUAUUAAAAUUAGUGAUACUGACGUUUUCCUCAUAGUUACCACUGUUGAUUUUAGUUUUUAGGUUUUUAAUGAGUGUCAGAGUCAAAAGAUUUAUAUUAAAAUGUUUCCUUGCCCUGUACCCUAUAUGCCUGAGGGUCAGUCUCACAAAUUUUUGACCCUUGUUUAGUGAUCCAGGAUUUACUCUAAUUGAAAAUAAGACAUAGCUAAGAGCUUGCCAGUGAAUAUAAGUGCAUGUAUGGGUAGUCAAAGCAAUCUAAUUCGUUUAAGAUCCCAUCGCUAAUUUAGUACGAAGGAUAGACUGCGAAGCUUAAGCAGAUACGACUAGACAGUUUUUUGAGUUUUUAGUGUAUAUUGUAAAUCAGUCAGUCUGACUGUCCGUUCUAACUACCACAUACCUACCCAGGACUUGAAAACUAUCCCUACUAAUAUAAAAAAGCUAAAGAGUUUAUUUGAAGGCACUAAUAUCAACAACUACGGGUGCGAUUUGAGUAACUCCCGCAGUAGUUGAUAGAUGGCCCACGUAUCUAGGUAGGCUAGUUUUUAUCCUAGUGAGCGAAGUAGUGUGUCCUUUUUCACAAAGUGGAUAAAACAGCUGGCGGAAGCUGGUCAUUAAAUAUUUUCUUAAGCACCGGAUGAGACCACAUUAUCUUAAGUAUGUUUUUAUACCUUUUCCAUUCAUCUGUAGCGAGUUUCUUGAACAUUUAUAAAUUAAAUAAAAUUGUACUUUUCUUAUAUUAUUUAUCAUUAUAACAAGAUUAUGUGUUGCUAUCAUAAUAUCUGAAUGGUGUAUCAUUACUUGAAGAAUUCGAUGUCGAUUGUAUAAACUUCACGUAGGUAUAAUGUUUUCAUAAUAAUUGUAAACCGCGUCAGAUUGCAAUGUUUUUAGUUUUAUUCAGGCGCUUAAUGGACUAGUCAAAGCAAGAUUCCGCCAACUGAACUAGACAUAAUCUAUGGUACUACAAUUACAAAGAGUUUGUUUGUUUUUUAUUCAAUUGUCCCGGCUGUCAUUGAACAUCCUUGGCAGUCGUUACUGGUAGUCUGACACCAGUCUAACCAAAGGGUACUGGGUUGCCCGGGUAACUGGGUUGAGGGGGUC